UUUCCUUCUAUCCGCACCUGCGGCCCUUCUCCCCACCCUCCAGCCACUGAGCGGCGAUCCCUGGGGCCAAGUAACAGGGGGCUGCAGCCUGGGGCCCUCCUGGCUGUCCCUCUGCCCUACCCCUGGGGCCUAGCGGGUAGGGUCAUAUGCCUCUGCGGGCAUAGCUGAGGCCAGAACGGGGGGAGGGGUGGAGGGAGGGGAAGCAUGUAGACCCAGGGGUCCCUUUGGAGCCCUCCAGAGACCAGCCCUCCGGCCUCCCUCAUCCUCACCCCAGGGGCCACCCGGAAACCCAAACACUGCCCAGCUGUGAGCUGGAGCCCCUAGCGCUGGAAAGACAGACACGCAGGGCGAGUACUCUAGAAGCUGAGUAAGCACACUCCUGCCGCUGCCCUUAGGAGACCUCGUCUACUCCCUGAUGCCCUCCUGAGCCACUGGGUGUCCGAGCUGGGUCACACUGUCUGGCUGGCCUGCCCCACAGCCCCUUCAGGAGGCCUUCCCAGGUGCUGCCUGUUGCCGUAGCCGAUCCGGCAUUGGCCGGCCAAGGCUUAGCAGUUCGGCACAAGAGUCCCAGUGGGCCUGGGCUUGGGUAGAACCUCCAUAAACGACCCUAUCUGGUUCCUGAGGCCAGGAGGGAGCCGUGGAAUGAAAGGGCUGACCCUGUGUGAUCCAGCCUCGUAGGGAUGUCACCUUUGAAUCCUGGUGUCCUCAUCUGUAGAAUGGGCUCCUCGGGGAGCAAUAGGGUCCCGGCACGUCCUCAUGGGUGAUCCCCUGAGUUUUUGACCUUCCCUAUCUUGGCCUUCCUGGUGGUGGAGUUCACUCUAGGGCUCCUCCUAGUCCUCCUGUCCAAACUUAAACUGCAUUUGUACAUGACCAGAAACGUCACUGCUUUCUUAUUCUGUUGUCUGUUGGGUCUCUUAGCCUCCGAGGACAAAAUAUCCUAGGGUUUCAGGGUGGCGAUGUCUCAUCCGACAGAAAAGGACAUGCCAAAAAGCAGGGCCUGCACCUCUCCUGCCAACCCCGGGGUCUUUCCCAGAGUAGGGGUGGAGCUUUCCUAUUCAACUCGGGGCUCCUUCAGGGCAGUGGCUAUGCCUUCCCAUCACCUUGUGAAUUUCUCAGAGGCAGGGAAUUUCCUCUGUGAAAUUGUGACCUUAUAACCAACCUCUCCUGUAAGACCGGAGGCUCCAGCAGCACAAGGCUAUGCCUCUGACAGGUCAUCUGUGGCCUGGAUGAUGGCCCUCCUGGCUCAGAGGACCCUGAGCGCGAUGACCAUGAGAGCCAGCCCCGGCCUCGGAUGCCUCGGAAGCGGGGCCACAUCUCACCUAAGUCCCGUCCCAUGGCCAACUCCACUCUGCUAGGGCUGCUGGCUCCACCUGGGGAGGCAUGGGGCGUCCUUGGGCAGCCCCCCAACCGCCCAAACCACAGCCCCCCUCCUUCGGCCAAGGUGAAGAAAAUCUUCGGCUGGGGUGACUUCUACUCCAACAUCAAGACCGUGGCCCUGAACCUGCUCGUCACGGGGAAGAUCGUGGACCACGGCAACGGGACCUUCAGCGUCCACUUCCGACACAAUGCCACCGGCCAAGGCAACAUCUCCAUUAGCCUCGUGCCCCCCAGUAAAGCUGUAGAAUUUCACCAGGAGCAACAGAUCUUCAUCGAAGCCAAGGCCUCCAAAAUCUUCAACUGCCGAAUGGAGUGGGAGAAGGUGGAACGGGGCCGCCGGACCUCGCUCUGCACCCACGACCCAGCCAAGACCUGCUCCCGAGACCACGCUCAGAGCUCCGCCACCUGGAGCUGUUCCCAGCCCUUCAAAGUCGUCUGUGUCUACAUCGCCUUCUAUAGCACAGACUACAGGCUGGUCCAGAAGGUGUGCCCGGAUUACAACUACCACAGCGAUACUCCCUAUUACCCCUCGGGGUGACCCUGAGCAGGCCGCAAAGGCCAGGCCGGGGCUGGAAGGACAGGCCUGCCCAUGGAGGAGGCCAUCUGGCUGGAUACUGGGCAGGGAAGGGAAGGGACCUCAGGCAGGGGCGGGGGGUGGAGAGGAAGAGAUACCGAGUGGGGCCAGGGCCAAGUCUCCAGUGGUGGCGGGGAAGGGGUCCCAAGCACUGGCGCAGCUUGUGGUUGUGGAGCGACUGGGACAUGGGAGCACUGGAGGAGGAGCGGGUUCUCUGGGCAGCCCCGCGGGGCUUCCCCACUGCACAGCAAGAAAAUGCUGGGUCCGGGAGGCUUCUGGGGAAGGCAGACCAGUGUGGCCCCAGUAUAGGGCUGGAGAGGAGCCCAAAGCCUGGGCUCCCUCCUCGCUGUCCUGAGGAAGAACAGCAACAAGGAGGGGGCAUUUCAUCAGCGUGGACACAAGUAGGCCACAAAGGACGGAAGAGAUGGGGCAGCCUGCGAGCCAGCUCUGGGAGGGGAGAGGGGUGGGGAGGCAGGAGGAACUCUCGUGCCCCACGGAGGGGACCCCCCAGCCCGGUAAACCCAUGUCCUGGACUAUGGACUGAACUUGGCUUGAGGCUCAAGUGGUGACCCUUGAAGUCUUUCUGAUGUCUUGACAAGUAGACCCUCUGUUCCCAGCCAGGCCAUCCCUUUCCCAAAUUCCCUCUCCUGCCACAGCCGUGUCCUCCCUCACUCCCGCCGCGCCUUGUGCUGACGGGACACCCAUCCUUAAGCUGAGACAGAGGGUGAUCAUGGUUCUCCCAACACCAAGGCCACAGAUGGAAGCCCGCCCUUGCCCUGUGUCCCUCUGCCACCCCACCCCCUGCCGGCUCCUCUGGGAGUGUCCUUGUCCAGCCCGCCGGCCUGGGGCUCCCCUGGAUCGGGUCGGCACCUCCCCCUCUCAGCCCGUGGGUCUGGGGGGCGCCAGACUGUCAAGGGCGUGCUGGACCUGUUCCAUGGUGUCUGUCUGUGGGUUGGGGAGGGGCGGACGGGGUGUGGAAUCACCUGAUUGUCAAUUUCUGUGUGCCGAGUCUUGUUCUGGAGCCAGGAAUAAAGCUUU
Messenger RNA from Lutra lutra (Eurasian river otter), 2989 nucleotides. It is a transcript of the gene NXPH3, whose product is annotated as neurexophilin 3. Lineage: Eukaryota; Metazoa; Chordata; Mammalia; Carnivora; Mustelidae. The coding region runs from base 1292 to 1915 and encodes 207 amino acids. The record is from RefSeq and is a predicted model, not a curated record. The transcript has 2 exons. Gene Ontology annotation, molecular function: signaling receptor binding.